Messenger RNA from Zerene cesonia (dogface butterfly), 2335 nucleotides. RefSeq names its product zinc finger CCHC domain-containing protein 9-like. Gene Ontology annotation, molecular function: zinc ion binding; nucleic acid binding. The transcript has 4 exons. The record is from RefSeq and is a predicted model, not a curated record. Bases 911 to 2281 code for a protein of 456 amino acids. Lineage: Eukaryota; Metazoa; Arthropoda; Insecta; Lepidoptera; Pieridae.
UAACGAAAGGUCAAGUUUUGAAUAAAAUCACCCUUUUCAAGGUACAAUGGCAAUGUCAUCACUAUAUAAACUGUAUACGUUUAAUGUUUAAACUAUGUGCUAUUAUUGUUUUUUUUUUUCUGUAUCAUGCGUCGCGUGCGUCAGGAACGUCACUAUCAAUACUCUUUACUACACAUCAGUACGUACAAGCCUGCUUACGAUUGGCACAAGUAUAAGAGGUGACACCCGCGCUCUACAUUUUGCUUAUGUGUACUCUAAGUAUUAAAUUGCACGCAAAAACUUUCAUUUUUUACAUAUAAAAGCCGCGACCGAUGGCGAACGAUAACUACCACGGCUAUAAUAAGUUUAUGUUUGCAUCAAGCAUGUAACUUCCUAUGAAAAAAAAACAAAAUCGCUAUCCACCCAUGAGCCUUCAGCAGCGUCCUUGUGAAGGUUUAGAAGAAAUAACGAACGCGUGCUAAACUGAAUGCAAAUAUUUUGACACCGCGGAGAGGCAAUGUGAAUGGAAAUGAUUUUAUUUCAGCACAUUUUUAGAUCCUUAAUAAUAUCUUAUUUCUUGUCUUUUAAUUUUCAAUGCUGAUGCGUUUUGGAGAGGAUCCUAUUCUAAUAGGUACAGAGUUCAAUGGGUACUGUAUUUCUCAACCGUCAAUCUUCCUGGUGUAGUCUGUGCUUAUCAAUGUCUAUUGUGUACAUGUGAUUACGACAAUGACUUAUGACGUAUUAUUAUACUACUAUUUGCUUAUGACAUAUGUCAAGAACGCAUGUAGAGUCUGUAGUUUACCACAAUACUCUUUAAGAAUUAGAAUUCAGAAAUCAGAAUAUUAUUAAGGGACUCGGCCACUCGUCAUUGUAACGAAAGUAGAAUUUCACGUCCAAUCAAGCAAUCAAUUUAUUAUUGAUAUCUUUAAAAAUGACGCGGUUUGCUCGAGCGAAAGGCUCGAAGGCUUCUAACCUUAAAGAUCCUGAAGACAGUACACCAUGGGAAGUAAUGAAAGAACAACUGGUUAAAGCUAAAAAAGAAAGUGAAGAAUCAAAAAAGCGUGAAGAGGCUGAGCAACAAAGAAUAAAUAAUUAUGAAAAUUUCCUUAAAGAUCGAAGAGUUGAAAAACGAAAAGCUGAGUGGUGUGAUUUCCCAGAAACAAAGAAAACACAAAAUGAAAGUCAAUCUAGUCCUGAAAAGAAGAAGAAAUUGAAAAAUAACAACAAAGUUGAUGGUUCACAUACAGGAAACCCAGUUGUUACUACUGAUAUUUUAAAAAAGAAGAAUAAAAAGAAAAAUAAACAAAAAAAUAAAAGUGAAUGCAAUAACACAGAUAAUAUAGAAAAUGCAGCAGUACAUGAUUCCUCACAAACAUUGAUGAAUGGCACUGAGAGUCAAAAAACUCCAAAUAACAAUGACCCAAGUCAAGCAAAUGAUAAAUUUAACAAAAAGCCCCAUAAUUCCAAUAUUCCUCAAUCAGAGCAGGUAGAUAAUAAAAAGAAAAAGAAAAACAAAAAGAAUCUUAUAUCUGAAAACAAUACACAAGAAGGCAAAUCAAAACAAGCUCAAAGUCAAUAUAAUCCACAGCAGCAGAAUAUGCAAGCAAAGAAAAAGAAGAAAAUAGGGGAUGGUCCUGUAAGAAGAAAAGAGAUAAAUGAUCGUAGCUUUAAACUAAUAAUUAACGGCAAAGACAUAGAAUUAGUAAGAUUUGAUGGGUUUCCAAUCAUGAAGAGAGAUGCAGACAGGUUGCAGGAAUUGAAGAACAGCAUGAUUAAGAAAGGUAUACCUAAAAGUGAAGUUCAAAGAACAAUGAAGUUGGAGAGAAGACGGGCUGAAAAAGCAUUGGCUAGAUUGAAAAGGGAUGUAUGCUACAAUUGUAGGAAAGGCGGUCAUAAUCUGUCUGACUGUCCAGAUCUUAAGUCGAACAUACCUGGAGUGGACUCAGCUGAUGGAGUUUGCUUCAAAUGUGGAUCCACCGAACAUAGGCAAAAUGAAUGUAAAGUGCAGAGGGAUAAGGAAUUCAGAUUUGCCACUUGCUUCAUUUGUAGGGAACCUGGUCACUUAGCAAGGCAAUGUCCAGACAAUCCCAAGGGUCUCUAUCCAAAUGGGGGAAGCUGUAAGCUGUGUGGUGAUGUGACACAUCUGCGGAAGGAUUGUCCAACUGUGACAGAGAAAAAGGAAAGUACUUCAAUAAAACUGUCUACUUUAGAAACAUCAGACAAUAUUGAAGACAUUGGACAGUCUUCUAAACCCAUAGUUUCUGCAGAACCUUCAAAGAAACCUAAGAAAAUCAAGUUUUAGUUAUAUUAUGUUUGUACAUUAUUUGUUGUAUAUAAAUAAAAGCAAAUAUUGGAA